AUGGAUGUAAAUACUCAUUUGGAAGAUUUAUCAAAUGAGAUAUUCUUUGAAAUAUUUGAUUAUUUACACGUAUUGGAUAUUUUUACUGGCUUUACUUUAUUGAACAGACGAAUAUCAUCUAUUUUACAAUCAAUUCCACUUCAUAUUGUUAUUUCCGGAAAACAUUGUCGUCGUCAAAUUGACUUUCUUUCUUCUCAUCUUACUUUUCAUGAACAUCAAGUCAUCUCAAUAAAUAUUUCCGAUACCAUUCGUGAUGAUUCAUCUAUUAUCAGUUUAUUAUUCAAUCGACACAACUUUUCUCAUCUAAAAUCAUGUAAACUUGUGUUAAUUAACUCAAUGACUACACUUGGUAAUGUUAUUGAACAACUGAAAAGUCUUAAUACACUUGUGUUACUUGAAAUUUUUCAACAAAAUCUGCUAGACAUAACUGAAAAUGAUAAUGAUGAAUUUUCUCAAAUUCUAUUAACACUCAAAUCAUCUUCUCUUCGUUCAGUUGAACUUCAAUAUCCUUCUCAUUACUUACAUAUAUCAAAUUAUGCUUCCAUAGGUUCAAAUUUUACAUCACUUAGUUUACGAAUUGCUGGUUCACGUUCAAUCGUAUCUGUUCAUUCAGUUUUACGAGUUUUUCGUCUUUGUCAUAGAAUACGAUAUCUAUGUAUUAUAUUACAACAUGACAAACGAUUUAAAAAUAAUAAUGUUAAUAUUCCAAGUGAUUUACCACUUACGAAUGAAAAUGAUCUUCCUAUAUUAUCACAAUUGACAAGUUUCGAUCUAACACUCACUGCUAUGUUUGAUAUUUGGUCGAUUUCGCAUAUUUUAUGUUGUAUGCCUAAUCUCAAAUAUUUUUAUUUUCAUCUGAUCCCGCCAAGUGCACACUGGCCAUUUACUGAUCAAUAUGUCGAUGGAUAUGUAUGGAAAAAAAUGUUUGAACUUCAUCUGCCAUGUUUAUCGAAAUUUCAAUUUCAUAUGACUAUUAUAAAAAGAUUGCCAAAAAUAAACUUAGAUUUUGUUGUUACUUCAUUUAAUUACUUUGUUAACAAGUAUUCUAAUUGGCACAUGAUUGUUGAUCGAUGGACAUAUAGUUCUCACCCUCAAGAAGAAUAUAUUGUGCUACGAACAUUGAAUUAUGGCAAACGCAAAUCAAUUUCAAAAGUAGAACUUGGUUUUCUUAAUUGUGCAACAUUUGAAAUACGAUCAACAAGAAAAACAAGAGAUGAUCAUUAUUCUUUUUAUUCUGAUAUAGAAGAUAUAGAAUUAUACAUAACAAAUGAAAGAUCUAAUGUUACUUGGUCUUCUCCUUUAUUUCAACAUAUUACUUAUCUUGUCAUUGAAAUGUCAAUAAUAAAAUCAUCAUGGUGGAACUAUUUAUCUAAUAUUGUUAAUUUUCAACGAGCAACUGAUGACAAGAACAAUGCACAAGAAAAUCUUAAUUAUUUAUCAUGUUUUAUUCAUUUACCAAAUGUAACUAAAAUAGAAUUUCAAUCAACAUUUGAUAUUAAUCGAUGGAAAGAUAUUGAGCUUAUUUUACUAGCAUGUCCAAAUGUACAUAGUCUUAUAAUUAACACUUCAUUAUUAGUCUUAUCAAAAUUAAUUGAUAAUUCAUCUCUUAUUCCAAUUUUUAAACAAAUUAAAAUGAUUAAAACAAUAACAGAAAACAUUUAUUUUCCUUCAGCUUUCGCCUCAAAAUUUGUUCAACGUUUUCCAUCACUUUGUCAUAUUGAACUUCAAGUAUUCUCAUUUGAUAUUUGUUCAUUUAUUAUUGAUAUAUUUCUCACUGAAUUGAAACAAAUAUCUUAUAUUGAAAUCAAUUAUAAUGAUGAUACAUUUUUCGAUGAUCCUUUUUCAUGUGAAUAUAUCAUAACAAAACGUCAUCAAGCAUUUCCUCUAGACAUCAUUAAUGAACAAAUGGUUAAUGUCAAAAAUAAUGACGAAGUUAUUCAAAUUUGGUUAUCAUGA
Rotaria sp. Silwood1 is the source of this 1956-nucleotide messenger RNA. NCBI's taxonomy places the organism in Eukaryota, Metazoa, Rotifera, Eurotatoria, Philodinida, Philodinidae. The record is from the annotation of a GenBank genome assembly.